This is a messenger RNA of Melanotaenia boesemani (Boeseman's rainbowfish), 2683 nucleotides long. RefSeq names its product transcription factor 7-like 1-A. NCBI's taxonomy places the organism in Eukaryota, Metazoa, Chordata, Actinopteri, Atheriniformes, Melanotaeniidae. The transcript is spliced from 13 exons. Gene Ontology annotation, cellular component: catenin-TCF7L2 complex; beta-catenin-TCF complex. Bases 476 to 2281 code for a protein of 601 amino acids. Gene Ontology annotation, biological process: canonical Wnt signaling pathway; regulation of transcription by RNA polymerase II. Gene Ontology annotation, molecular function: DNA-binding transcription factor activity, RNA polymerase II-specific; RNA polymerase II cis-regulatory region sequence-specific DNA binding. The record is from RefSeq and is a predicted model, not a curated record.
CCUUGCUGUAUUCCGACAGCAGCCCUUACAGCCUUUUCCUUCCACUCCACUUCAGACACCAACCACUCUGGUUGUUUCUCAAGCCUCCGCACCGCAGGCCACCAGAAAAACGUUUCGAAUCAGCAAACUGCGAUAUGAGGAAACAACCGUUUUGAUUAAGCCGUUUGUUGGAAUUAUGCAUUUCCCAAAUGGAGCUAAAGAUGCGGGGAUUAAAUCAGAAACGGCCUCGACUUUUUUCACUGGAGUAACUGUACAGAAGUGGACAUUAACUUUUCAGACUCAGUUCGGACUUAUAAUGUCAGCAGUACUGAGUGAUUUUUAUGAUAAAAUUUAACUGUUUGGAUAAUUUCGUGACAGUACUCCCUGUUGUUUGGAGCGUUUUCUUGCGCGAGACGGAACUUCCACACCUCAGGAAUUCAACGUAAGAAACUGAAGUGUCCGUGAACGCGGCAGCCUUUGCAGCUAACGUCCAAACAUGCCGCAGCUGAGCAGAGACGGGGACGACCUGGGUGCAAACGACGAACUGAUCGCGUUUAAAGACGAAGGGGAGCAAGAGGAGAAGCGGAACGUGUCCGCCGAGCGGGAUCUGGAUGAUGUCAAGUCUUCCCUGGUCAACGAGUCUGAGACCAACAGCAGCUCGGAGUCGGAGGCAGACAGACGCCCCAAGCCCCAUCCAGAUGUAGAGACCAGAGCUCGACACAGCCAGCUGAUCGAGGAAGUGCUCAGGAGGCAGCAGGAUGCAGGUCUUUUCCAGCCAUCGCCAUAUGUUGGGUAUCCCUUCCUCAUGAUCCCCGACCUGGGGAACCUCUGCAAUCCCUACCUCACAAAUGGACCCAUCACAUCGAGCACUCGCACGUACCUGCCAUUUCAGUGGCCUCUGCUUGAUGUACCAGGAAGAGCAGCUAUCAGAGACUCUUCUACACCCACACACCUGUCUAACAGUGUACCUGUGGUGCAGCAUCCCCACAUGACCCACCUCCAUCCUCUGCUGUCCUACAGCCCUGAGGCCUUCUCCCCUCAGAGGGCAUCGCCUGGCUUCUCUCCUGAUGCAGCAGUAAUGUCAAGAACCCCUGCCUCCUGUUAUCCAGUUUCUCCAGGAGGCAUGGCUCAGAUCCCGCAUCCUCUUGGAUGGUUGCCGGGACAGCCCAUGUAUCCCAUCACUGGGGGGUUCUCACCUGCAGCUCUAGCUAUGAAUGCCUCCAUGUCAGGUCUGGUGUCGAGUAGCUUCUCUCCUCGUCUGGUUCCGACCCCCCAGUCAUCCAUUCCCCAUCCUGCUAUUGUGACCACAGCAGUCAAGGUGGAGUCUGGAGAAUGCAGCAGCCACCACCAGCCCGGAAAGUUGAUGUCUGACGCUCAGCAUGAGAAAGAAGAGAAGAGGCCACACAUCAAGAAGCCGCUGAACGCUUUCAUGCUGUACAUGAGGGAGGAGAGGCCCAAGGUGGUGGCUCAGUGCAAAGUGAAGGAGAGCGCCACCAUCAACCAGAUACUGGGACAGAGAUGGCAUUCACUGUGCAAAGAAGAGCAGGCCAAAUACUAUGAACUGGCUCGCAAAGAAAGACUCCUCCAUUCAAAGCUGUAUCCCAACUGGUCAGCCAGAGACAACUAUGGUAAAAAGAAGAAAAGGAAAAGGAUGAAGAGUGAAUCUCCGUUUGAAGUUUCUGCUGCAGCUGCUGCAGACGACUUCCCUCCACAGCUGAAGAAAGUUCGCAUGGAGACACUGCCCACACAAACUUCACACACACAGAGUCCACACACACAGAGUCCACACACACAGAGUCCACACACACAGAGUUCACACACACAAACUUCACACACACAGAGUUCACACACACAAACUUCUCUCAUACGCCCUCACCUCACACAGCCACAUACUGUGUCCCACCUGACACACACCCACCUGUCUCAGGCAAGCCCCGCCUCCUCCCUGGACUCCCCGGCAACACCCACCACAGCACUGGCCUCACCUGCCGCUCCGGCUGCGACUCACACCGAGCACACACACUCCUCUCACAGCCACACCGGCCACACCUCACCCUACGCGGAGCAGCUGCAGCCACUGUCCCUCACCACCAAGCCCCACCGGACCGCCCAUCCUCUGAGCCGCCACACUCCAGGACCCUCCACGCCCUCCUCCUCCUCAGACACCCCCAUCUCUUCACCCCUCACCACCUCCUCAAGGAGUUCCCCCCAUCCUUCCCCACUGCUCUCUCAGCCGUUUCUCGCCCCACCUCCUACCUCCAUUCAGCAAUCAGCUGCGAGCUCACAUGGUGCCUUAUCUUAGUCACAGCUGUUCUCUCUGUGAGGAACCAAUCAGCUGAGGAGUUGUUUCUCCUGUUUGCUAAAAUACGAUUAAAACACCUAACAAAGCAUGAAUUGUACCUGUUUUUAUGCUGUAAAUAAGCCUCUUUUUUAAAGCUUUUUUAGAACAAAUAGACAUUUCAUGUUUUAUAUUGGUAUGAAAAGGACAUACUUGGUCAAUAUUUGACUGCAUCUCUAACUUCAUGAAACUGAAUUUUUCUCAAACUGUCACACUUUCUCGUUUCUUUUAAAGAGCGAUCAACCUGUUGUAACUGAAAGCAAGGUGAUGCACAGGGUUUUGUUUAAAAAUACUUUUUCACUGGGUAGUUACGUGUUUAAAUCUAUUUUGUGGUUCUUCUUUGUUAAUAAAUAUUCACCAAGUUGA